Schistocerca piceifrons (Central American locust) is the source of this 2490-nucleotide messenger RNA. RefSeq lists its product as uncharacterized. The transcript has 3 exons. NCBI's taxonomy places the organism in Eukaryota, Metazoa, Arthropoda, Insecta, Orthoptera, Acrididae. Bases 601 to 930 code for a protein of 109 amino acids. The record is from RefSeq and is a predicted model, not a curated record.
GUGUGCUCUUGUAUUUCCACUCAGUCAUUGUAUCAGUAUUUCUGGAACCUGCAAAUAAGUUUGAACUUAGAGUACACAAUGAUAUGUCAUGCUUGGUUCAGUCUGAUAUCAUCCUCUACGCAGAUGACUCACAAGUAAUAGGCUGCUAUAACACUGAUGAAAAUUUGAUAUGCCGUAUUGAGUAAACGCUUGGAGAAUAAAGUGCUUUCUCUGUAUGGCAGAUUAAGUAUACCAUUAGAAUUACUGAGUGAAAACACAGUGGCACACACAGCACCGAGACAUGCAACAUGCAUCACCUUGUAUGUGAUGGUAUACCAUGAAGUGGACCACACUGCAUGGGAUUUAUCUUCUAUUUCACACAUAUGCAGUGCCAUUUUUCUGUUCUAUGCAUGGAACAUGAUUUAAAAUCCUGUACAUGUCAGUAGGUAUGUGCAACAAGCUGAGUCAACCAAUGCAGCAACAGCUCCAAAAUAGCAAACCAGGUAUGAGAUUAAUCCUGUGUUAUGCACAAUACUGAAAUACCUUGAGACGCAUCUUUAUAUUCAUGUAUGCCCAACAUUACUGCUCUGUUCCAAUAUACAAUGCCUGCAUUCUGAUUUAAUGUUUAAUUGUUUACUUACAGCGCCUGACACUGAGUGUGAGCAGCAAGAGCUUCCUCACACCACACCAGAAUUUUAUCAUAUUGAGAGGGAUGCUUCCCAAAUACUGGAUUUGCUGAUGUCAGGUGAGGUUUCUGACUUAGAGCUCUCAGAAAACGAAGAAAGUGGCCCUGAUGAUGCAGAAUCUAUUCCACAAUGCACUAGACCUGGUGCUGAUGUAGCCACAAACUACGAAGAGGAACUGGAGGACGAUAGUUGCAGCACAGAAGAUGAUGACCAAAAUCAUACUUAUGCACAGGACUCAAAUGUUGAAGACUAUUAUUCCAUCUGAGUGGGUGUUUAGUGAAAAAAGUGAUAUUAGAUGGAGAAGAAAAUCGCCUACACUCCAAAACACACCUAUAGGUGAAGACCAGUAUUCAGUGCAGCCAUCAGAGUGUGAUAUGACACCCAUUGAAUAUUUUUCAGAGUACAUUUCUCAUGCUUGCUUAGAAAAUAUGGUUGAAAAAACCAACAUGUAUGCAUUGCAACACGGGAAAACAUUUACACCGACAAAUGUAACGGAAAUAAAGGCUUUCCUAGGACUUCAUAUAAUUAUGGGAUGCUUGAAAUACCCCAGAGUUAGAAUGUAUUGGGAUUCAGCAUUGCAUUUAGAUCCCUUUGUGGAAAGUAUGUCAAGAGAGAGAUUUUUCCAACUGAGAUCAAAUUUCCAUGUAAUUGACAAUUUCGCAAGGCCAGAAAAUUGCAAAGACAAAUUUUACAAAGUGAGACCCAUUUAUGAUUGUAUUAGACGUAGAUGUUUGGAACUACAGACUGAGGAAGAAUUGUGUGUUGACGAGCAAAUGAUUCCUUUCAAAGGUCAUUUAGGAGUAAAGCAGUAUUGUAAGGGAAAGCCAAAACCUUGGGGUAUAAAACUGUGUUUAUUAUGUGGAAGAAGUGGUCUGUGCUAUGACUUUCUGUUGUACCAAGGAGAUACUCCAGAAAUCUCAAACAAGUUUGUAAGAAAGUUUGGUUUAGGGGCAUCUAUUGUUCUAAAACUUGUUGAGAGAAUUAACAGGGAACAUGCUUAUUUAUAUUUUGAUAAUUUCUUCACAACAUUCAACUUACUAGAAAUAUUAAAAAUAAAAAAUAUAUAUGCAGCAGGAACAGCAAGACUAUGUCGCAUGCCAAAUGUACCUUUCACCAGUGAUAAGGAUUUGAAAAAGAAAGGGCGUGGUUUUUCUGAAGAAGUGGUGAGCAUGAAUGAAGCAUUGAUAAUGUGUAAAUGGUUUGACAACAGACCAGUAGUUCUGGCAUCAAAUUUUGUAGGAUGUGGUAGUCAAGAUGAAGUACAGCGCUGGGAAAAAUCAAGAAAGACAUAUGUUUCUGUCUCACAGCCUGAAGUUGUACGUUGUUACAACCAUGCUAUGGGUGGUGUUGACAAAAUAGAUAUGUUAAUUAGCAUGUAUAGGAUUUUUAUUAAACCUAGAAAAUGGACAUUGAGAAUGUUGUUCCAUGCUGUAGAUUUAGCGUGUGUGAACAGUUGGUUGGAAUACAAAAGAAAUACUGAAUCACUGGGAGAGAAAGAGACAAUGGAUUUACUUCAUUUUAAGAUGAGAAUAGGAGAGGCUCUUGUAAAAAUGGGCACUAGUACCAAAGUGAAACGUGGCAGACCCAGUAGUGAUUUACAGGACAUAAAAGCAAAAAGAGCAAGAACUGAGAUUCGUCCGGCACCAGAGAUUCGGAAUGAUCUUACUGGACAUUUUCCUGGGUACCAUGAUAAUACAGAAGCUUCAAGGUGUAAAAUGCCUAGUUGUAAGAAUAAAACUCAUGUCUUUUGUGAGAAAUGUAAUGUUCAUCGAUGUUUUGUCAAAGGAAGGAAUUGUUUCAAAAUGUUCCACAAUGCAGGAUGUAA